AUGAAGGACAAGAAUGUGUACAAUUUACGUUAUAAUGAAGAUGAUUGUUCGAACACUAAUGACAAACAUAUUGCUCCCGACUUAAAAAAGAUAGAAGAAUUGUGUGGAAAAAACAUAAAGACUUUUGCUCACGGCUCGUAUUUCGCCCUGGCACUUACAGAAGAAGGAGAAGUUUACUUUUGGAAAUUUGAUAAAUACAAUUUCACUGAGAGAGGACCUGUCAAGUCCACACCUAUUCGAGUCUCCGGCUUUAGCACGAAACGUAUCGUGAACAUUGCAUGCGGCGAUGUUCAUUUUCUCGUUUUGACCACCGAUGGAGAGGUGUAUGCUUGGGAAGACAAUAUACGACAAUAUGUAAACAUAACUACUUUCAAUGGUAUUGUGAGACAAGUAAAACAUGGAUUGGAGAAGAAGAAUAUUGUUCAUAUCGCAUGUGGUAAUCGAUCCAACAUAGCUGUAACUGAUGAAAAUAUAAUAUAUAAUUGGGGCGAUAAUAUGGACGGCCGGAUUUCAAUCCAACGGCAACAUUAUUAUGAAUACCCACGCAAAAUUAUCAGAAUCUCGGAUAAAAUAGUUAAGGUAGUCUGUGGAUGUGCUCAUAUGUUGGCGCUCACAAAUAAAGGAAAGAUCUAUGCCUGGGGCAACGUUUAUGGACAAGUGGGUGUAAAUAACAACUUGAUAUCCUCUGAUCCGAUCGUGGUAAAACAUGAAUAA
Messenger RNA from Camponotus floridanus (Florida carpenter ant), 714 nucleotides. RefSeq names its product RCC1 and BTB domain-containing protein 1. NCBI's taxonomy places the organism in Eukaryota, Metazoa, Arthropoda, Insecta, Hymenoptera, Formicidae. The coding region runs from base 1 to 714 and encodes 237 amino acids. The record is from RefSeq and is a predicted model, not a curated record. The transcript has 4 exons.